AAGAAUUUGCUUGUCAUUAUUCGGCCCGCAACAAAUAAUAUUUGUUGCAAUUGAAUAAAGUACGCUUAAAAGUAAACUAAGCAGAAGCACACUGUGCCCAGCAUAUCCAUUACAUUAAAUAGAACAAAUAAAAUAAUAAAAAUGCCGUCGCUGGAGGUUAGCGUAAACAAAGUGAUAGUUCACCCGCUGGUGCUGCUGUCGGUCGUGGAUCACUUCAAUCGUAUGGGAAAAAUUGGCAAUCAAAAGCGCGUCGUUGGUGUGCUCUUGGGCUGCUGGCGUUCCAAGGGCGUGCUGGACGUGUCCAACAGCUUUGCAGUGCCAUUCGAUGAGGAUGACAAGGACAAAUCGGUGUGGUUCUUGGAUCACGAUUAUCUGGAGAAUAUGUAUGGCAUGUUCAAGAAGGUGAAUGCACGCGAGCGUGUUGUAGGCUGGUAUCACACUGGACCCAAGCUGCACCAGAAUGAUAUAGCCAUCAAUGAGUUGGUGCGCCGCUACUGUCCCAACUCGGUGCUUGUGAUUAUUGAUGCCAAACCCAAAGAUCUGGGUCUGCCUACUGAAGCGUAUAUAUCUGUGGAGGAAGUGCAUGAUGACGGCUCGCCCACCAGCAAAACAUUCGAGCAUGUGCCCAGCGAAAUUGGCGCCGAGGAAGCGGAAGAAGUUGGCGUGGAGCAUUUGCUGCGUGAUAUUAAGGACACCACAGUGGGCAGUCUGUCACAGAAGAUUACCAAUCAGCUGAUGGGACUCAAGGGGCUCAACGCACAGCUGCGCGACAUUAAACAGUAUCUGCAACGUGUGGGCGAUGGCAACAUGCCCAUCAAUCAUCAGAUUGUCUAUCAGCUGCAGGAUAUAUUCAAUCUGCUGCCCGACAUAACCAGCGAUCAGUUUACAGGCACCAUGUAUGUGAAGACCAAUGAUCAAAUGCUUGUCGUCUAUCUGGCGUCCAUGGUGCGUUCGAUUAUUGCGCUGCAUAAUUUGAUUAACAAUAAGCUGGCGAAUCGCGAUGCGGAGGAGGGCAAGAAGACGGGCGAUGCCGAUAAGGAUGGCAAGGAGAAGAAUAAGGAUAGCAAGGAUAAGGAGAACAAGGACACCAAGGAUGGCAAGGACAAGAAAGAGGAGAAGAGCGACAAGAGCAAGGACGAUGGCGGUAAGGCGAGCAAAAAAUAGGAGCGAAAGAAAAAGCGCAACUCGCGGCGCAAACGCAAAAAGCAAAGCCGCUAAGCGCUAUAAUUCCCAACAACAACACGAAUGAGACUUAUAUAUAGCAGGCAGUUACAACAACAAUCUAUCUAUAACUAUAGCAACAACAACAACUAUAUGGAAUAUCGUGAAGUUUUUACCUUAAUAUAGCAUAACACCGCUUCUACUCCUCAACAAAUUCUUUUGUCUCGCUAAAACGCAAGUUGAUGUAAUUAAAAUUUAAUUUUAAAACCAA
Molecule: messenger RNA, 1432 nt
Organism: Drosophila busckii
Lineage: Eukaryota; Metazoa; Arthropoda; Insecta; Diptera; Drosophilidae
Gene: Rpn8
Product: 26S proteasome non-ATPase regulatory subunit 7
Exons: 2
Coding region: 142-1164 (340 amino acids)
Biological process (GO): proteasome-mediated ubiquitin-dependent protein catabolic process
Cellular component (GO): proteasome complex; proteasome regulatory particle
Molecular function (GO): metallopeptidase activity; protein binding
Source: RefSeq, a predicted model, not a curated record